Messenger RNA from Heterobasidion irregulare TC 32-1, 711 nucleotides. RefSeq lists its product as uncharacterized. The transcript has 4 exons. Gene Ontology annotation, molecular function: DNA-directed DNA polymerase activity; deoxycytidyl transferase activity. NCBI's taxonomy places the organism in Eukaryota, Fungi, Basidiomycota, Agaricomycetes, Russulales, Bondarzewiaceae. Gene Ontology annotation, cellular component: nucleus. Gene Ontology annotation, biological process: error-free translesion synthesis; error-prone translesion synthesis. The coding region runs from base 1 to 711 and encodes 236 amino acids. The record is from RefSeq and is a predicted model, not a curated record.
AUGGAGAAAUAUGUGACCGUGAUCAAACCUUCAAGUGGGCGUGUUGCUGGUGCUAGUGACAACAAGGAGAAGCGAAUCAAGCAUAGAUACAAUCCAUAUGGCGCCAGCAACGGUAAAGAGAGGAGUCAUGAGCAGUGGAAGGAUAAGAAGAGAACAGAGAAGGUUCCUCACCCUCUGCACAAUGCCUCGCCUUCAACCAUCAGAAAACACCUUCUAAGCACUCUUUCCGAUGAAUCCAAUCCGAUAACUCAUUCAGACAUCGGCCUGCGCUCAGAUCAUGUAGUCUCUGCUGCCACUGGACAUCAGCGUUCGGAUGACCGAGGCUCUGCUCGUCAAUAUUCUGAAUCGCGCAAGCAAAAGCUAGAAUAUCAGACUCCCUCCAAAGGUUCCGCUCUAUUUAGCAAUGUUCGAGUCUACAUCAACGGCUACUUACGAGAUACGACGGAUAUCGAGAUGAAAAGAAUUGUCGCACAGGCCGGUGGAGAAGUCCUACAAACAGCUUCACGUGCCACACAUAUUUUAACGUCACAGCAGCUCAGCGGAUCAAAAACACAUAGAUUGCUCACCACAAAAUCGAAGGUCAAAGUACAUGUCGUCAAGCCGGAAUGGGUCCUGGAUAGCAUCAAGGCCGGAAAGAGAUUGAAAGAACGAGAAUAUUCGAUGGUUACGGACAAGACAUGCAAGGACUUGAUAGAUAUGUUUGGCAAGUGA